Messenger RNA from Capra hircus (goat), 3164 nucleotides. It is a transcript of the gene BICDL1, whose product is annotated as BICD family like cargo adaptor 1. Bases 92 to 1978 code for a protein of 628 amino acids. The record is from RefSeq and is a predicted model, not a curated record. Lineage: Eukaryota; Metazoa; Chordata; Mammalia; Artiodactyla; Bovidae. The transcript is spliced from 11 exons. Gene Ontology annotation, biological process: Golgi to secretory granule transport; vesicle transport along microtubule.
AGGCGCGGGGCGGCGCGGCGGGGCCCCUCCCCCCUGCAGCCUGGCGCGCGCCGGCCGGGCCGCACCGCUGCGGGCUCGGCGCGCGCGGGCCAUGUCCGCCUUCUGCCUGGGCUUGGCCGGCCGCGCUUCAGCACCCGCCGAGCCGGACAGCGCCUGCUGCAUGGAGCUGCCCGCCGCGGCCGCGGACGCAGUCGGGAAUCCAGCCACCGCCACCGCCGCUGCCCUCAUCUCCUUCCCCGGGGGCCGCGGGGAGUUGGAACUGGCGUUAGAGGAGGAGCUGGCGCUGCUGGCGGCUGGGGAACGGCCGUCCGAGCCCGGGGAGCAUCCUCAGGCCGAGCCCGGGCCUCCAGCCGAGGCGGCCGGACUGCAGCCGCCGCCCGCCCAGGAUCCCGAGCUGCUGUCAGUGAUCCGGCAGAAGGAGAAGGAUCUGGUCUUGGCGGCCCGACUGGGCAAGGCAUUGCUCGAGAGGAACCAGGACAUGAGCCGGCAGUACGAACAGAUGCACAAGGAACUGACUGAUAAGCUGGAGCACUUAGAACAAGAGAAGCACGAACUAAGAAGACGAUUUGAGAACCGAGAAGGCGAGUGGGAAGGGCGUGUGUCUGAGCUGGAAAGUGAUGUGAAGCAGCUUCAGGAUGAGCUGGAGAGGCAGCAGGUUCAUCUGCGGGAGGCAGAUCGAGAGAAAACACGGGCCGUCCAGGAGUUAUCAGAACAGAACCAAAGGUUAUUGGACCAACUCAGCAGGGCAUCAGAAGUUGAGAGACAACUCUCCAUGCAAGUACACGCCCUCAGAGAAGACUUUCGGGAGAAAAACUCCUCAACCAACCAGCACAUCAUCCGGCUUGAAAGCCUUCAGGCCGAGCAGGUCCUUGAAAUCAAGAUGCUGUCGGAUCGGAAGCGAGAGCUGGAGCACCGUCUCAGUGCCACCUUGGAGGAGAACGACCUGCUCCAGGGGACAGUGGAGGAACUGCAGGACCGGGUGUUGAUCCUGGAGAGGCAGGGCCACGACAAGGACCUCCAGCUGCACCAGAGCCAGCUGGAGCUGCAGGAGGUGCGGCUCUCCUACCGGCAGCUGCAGGUGAAGGUGGAGGAGCUGACCGAGGAGAGGAGCCUGCAGAGCUCUGCCGCCACCAGCGCGUCCUUGCUGUCCGAGAUAGAACAGAGCAUGGAGGCCGAGGAGCUGGAGCAGGAGAGAGAGCAGCUGAGACUGCAGCUCUGGGAAGCCUAUUGCCAGGUCCGCUAUCUCUGCUCGCACCUGCGGGGAAAUGACAGCGCUGACUCGGCUGUCUCCACGGACUCCUCGAUGGAUGAGUCUUCAGAGACAUCCUCGGCCAAGGACGUGCCAGCCGGCAGCUUGCGCACUGCCCUGAAUGAGCUCAAGAGACUGAUCCAGAGCAUCGUGGACGGCAUGGAGCCCACGAGCGCCCGGAGAAUUGACGAUGACUCCUUAGAAGAACAGAUAAGGCAGACCAGUGAGGAUUCGAGAGCCCUGAGGGAACUCAUGGAGGGAGAGAGGGGUAAACUGAGGCAAAGCCUGGAAGAGCUGCAGCGGCUGCACAGUCAGGUGACACUGCUGAGCGUGGAGAUGACUGCCCUGAAGGAGGAGAGAGACCGACUCAGAGUGACAUCUGAGGACAAGGAGCCAGAGGAGCGGCUUCAGAAGGCCAUCAGGGACCGAGACGAGGCCAUUGCAAAGAAGAACGCUGUGGAGCUGGAACUCGCCAAGUGCAAGAUGGACAUGAUGUCUCUCAACAGCCAGCUGCUGGAUGCCAUUCAGCAAAAACUGAGCCUCUCGCAGCAGCUUGAGGCUUGGCAGGAUGACAUGCACAGGGUCAUUGACCGGCAGCUGAUGGACACGCACCUGAAGGAACGCAGCCGGCCUCCCGCCACCCUCUCCCGGGCCCCGGGCCUGGGGCGUGGGGACGAGCCCAGCACCACCGAAGGCAAACGGCUCUUCUCGUUCUUCAGGAAGAUUUAAACUGGGAGGAGUCAGGCCAGCGAGGACGGGCACGCUGACACCGACUCAAAUGGGGGCGUGGGCCGGGGCCCAGGGCAGCACGUGUGCCCGCCGCGCUGGGCCGGGCUCAGUGGCCGCACUGCCCACUUGACCAGGGGCCGCGUCCUCUAGAGGCCCCGCCGCCUCUGAAGGCGGCUCUCACCGGGGUGGCCCGAGCCAUGUCCCCACUGCCGGGCCCGUCCUGGGGUCCGCUGCCGCGGGGCGGGGCUCAGGCUUUCAGAGUGGCUGUCGUGCCCGGCUCCAGGCACCGCUGCCCUUCUGCUCUGGAUCGGGGAGAGAAGCGGAGGCCCACUCUGCGUGCCCCUGAGGCCCCGGCUGCCCACCACGGGGGCCUCGUCCUGCUGGGCACCAGGCCCGGGCCUGGACCCCGUCCUCCCACAGCCCCGGCCCAGGAGGCAGCCCCUCACCUGCGUGCAUGCACCCCCGGGCCCGGAGCCCUGGCCUGUGGGCCUGACAGCUGGCUCUUCUGGCCACAGCGGGCCCAGCCACGGCUAAGGCCGUCCCCAGCCUCAGAGGAAGCAAGGCCUGCCUCCCUGCGCGUUGCUGCAGGCCUUCCUCCUCGGCAGGGCGCUCUGCGGGCUCAGCCCUCUCCCCUUCCUGGUGCCGGGCAGAAGGCAGAGCUCCAGCCCCCGGCCCCCCGCAUACCUAAGUUCUUGGCUCCGCCGAGCACGUCCAGGCCACAGGACGGCUCCAAAGGGGUCUGCGCUCAGCCACGCCGCCAGGCAGCGUUGGCUCCACAGGGUGGAUGCCUCAAGAAACUGCCCACCAGGCCCACGGAAGGUCACCCCAGCGACCUCCGACUCCUGCUAGUCCUCAGCAACCGCUUCACCUUCUCUGCUGAGGCCCCGACUCGGACUCAGAGGCACCGGGCUGAGGCCGCCCUCAAGCUGCUUUACAAGGAUCAUCUCCGUCCCUCACGGGGAAAGCACAGCAGGGAUGAGUGGAAAGAAUGUACCUACAGAUAUGUACAGACACAGUGCUGUACAGACACAGUGCUGUAAUUUUGUAUGUAGCAACCAUGUAAAUACAUGUAUGGAUUUUAUAAUAUACAUAUUAUAUAUGAAUCUAUAAAGGCAUAUUUUUAGAAAAACAGCACACCACUGCUUCUUUUGAAAAUAGUCUAAGAAUAAAAUGAAUUUCUACAGAG